Merops nubicus (carmine bee-eater) is the source of this 2484-nucleotide messenger RNA. Its product is annotated as peripheral-type benzodiazepine receptor-associated protein 1-like. The transcript has 12 exons. Lineage: Eukaryota; Metazoa; Chordata; Aves; Coraciiformes; Meropidae. Gene Ontology annotation, molecular function: protein binding. The annotation marks the transcript as partial. The record is from RefSeq and is a predicted model, not a curated record. Gene Ontology annotation, biological process: neuromuscular synaptic transmission.
AUGGAGCAACCUGUAACCAGAGCACCAGAGCUGGAAAGCCCAUCUAACAGUAGUCUGAAGAUACAGAUGGAGACCUGCCACGAGUGCUCUGCGGAAGAGUCACCAAAAGCUCCCAAUGCUGAAAGAGAGAAAGAGGCAAAGGAGAAGCACUUGAGCCCAGAGCCUCUGCCCUCCCCCAGCCAGCCUGAGGGCACAGAGGGCACCCUCCGAGAUGCAAGCGUGGGUGGGAGCAGCUGCCAGGAGUUCCUGAGGUUGUCCCCUGGCAAGGAGGUGAUGAAAGAAAUGUCCAGAGUGAAAAGAGAGCAAGAAGAGAAGCUGUCUGACAUGGGAAGAAGACAGCUGACCCUCUUCGCAGAGCACAACCGUAGUUCUGACCUUUCAGAUAUUUUGGAAGAGGAGGAAGAAGAUGAACUGUCUUCAGAAGCUCUGGAAGAGAAGAAGUGGGACCAGAGAGAGGCAGGUUACCGGGAAAAUGGGGAAAAGAUGGACCUUUAUGAUACUGACAGCGAUGAGGAGAUUCUGGAGAGGCUACUAGAGCUCCCGCUUCAGAAGAACCACAGCAAGAAAUUGUUUAGCAUCCCUGAAGUGACAGAGGAUGAGGAUGAAGAUGAGGAUGAGAAGUGUGUUGUGGAGGAAAAGGCAGACCCUCAGGCCUCCUCAGAAUCUCUUACCCACCAUUCAGGAAGGACAGAGAAGCCACUCAACAUCAAAGAGCCAUCUCUAAAGGCAGAUGGGAGUAAUACCUCCACAGAUCUGUCUGCUCAGGCUCCACAGGAGGAACAUGGUGUUAAGGAGAGCAGAGGGGAUGCUGACCCUGUGAAUCCUGCCUUUGUCCAGCCGGCCUGGAAUCAGAAGAAGGCAAACUGGAACUGGGGCUACCAGGAGAACGAUCCAAAGUCUGGUACUGGGGCAAGUCCUGCUUGGAGCAAGAAGAAAGGAAAUAGUUAUCGAGAGAAAAUCCGGAGUCGGCCUGAGAUGGGUAGGAAGAGACAGAAUGAUUUAACAGAGCACUGCAGUCGUCUGCUGGGCAACUGCAGCCAGAUGGGAGGUGGGUUGUACAGAGCUCCUAGCCUCAGGGAAGAGCUGAACGUUGUGAGCAGUGCUGGUGGUAAGGAGGGGUUUGAUAUGUACAGUCGUGCCAGACAAGGCGCUUUACGCAGAAGCCACACGAAAGCAGCGAGUUCAGGGUUUGCAGAACCUUCUGUGGUGGCAGCACGCUGCUCCAGCCCCAGGAGCCUGGAAAUAGACAUUGAGUAUGACUCUGAAGAUGACCAGGAUUCGACCUGUGCGUCGCCCCCCGAGAGCAGGCUGUGGCCAGAAAGGUCCCAGAGCUGUCGGGGGGACUGGAGCGAUGGCUCCAGUCAGUCUGAGGUUGCCCACGCGGAUGGCAGGAGGGAUCUGAGCAGAGUGGAGGUGAUGGAGGAGCAGAGCAUGGAGUGGGCUGGAUCUCCGAGGCAGCGCCUGCGAUUCUUCUGCCAGGAGAAGGAAGCACUGAGAUGUGAGAGCAGUUCUGAGGAGCAGGGCUGGGAGCUGGACUGUAAGUCACCUGGCUGGAGAAGGAGGCUCGAACAUCCUUCGAAGGGGAUACGUAGCACCUCCUUGCACAAAAGGGCGCCUGGUAAUAAAGACCCCAGGGGCCAGGAGCUGCCUGGCACAGCCACCUGGCAGGCUCCCAGCAGAAGAGGGACCAAGAGUGUAAGAAGAAACCCAAUGCAGAAACCUUUGCUCUCUAGUCCAGGUCCUCCAAGGAGCACUGCUUCAGAAACCUCGGGUAAAGAUGAUGACAUUAGAAUAUUUGUGGCUCUCUUCGACUACGAUCCUGUUUCUAUGUCUCCUAACCCUGAUGCAGCAGAAGAGGAGCUCCCAUUUAAGGAGGGACAGAUCCUGAAAGUAUGUGGAGACAAGGACGCUGAUGGCUUUUACAGAGGUGAAUGUGGAGGAAGGGAGGGGUACAUUCCCUGCAACAUGGUAUCAGAAGUCCAGGUGGAGAGUAAGGACAUGAAGAAGCAGCUCCUGAAGCAAGGGUUCCUGCCUGCCGACACACGCACGGAGGGCAUAGGAAAUGGCACAUUUUCUCCACCUCCACGCCGCCAAACCGUCCCUCCUCCAAAACCCAGACGCUCCAAGAAAGGGCUGGAUAAACAGGAGAAGUACAAGUCUCCUCCAGGACAGAAGCAUAAAGACUUUGAAGCUGAACUGCUGACUCCUCGAAGUAUGGUGGCUGUCUUUGACUAUAACCCUAAGGAGAGCUCUCCAAAUGCAGAUGUAGAGGCUGAGCUGACCUUCAGCGCCGGGGACAUCAUCACUGUGUUUGGGUCCAUGGAUGAUGAUGGGUUCUAUUAUGGAGAGCUGAACCAGCAGAGAGGGCUUGUUCCAUCCAACUUCCUGGAAGCUGUGAUCUCGGAUGGAGGCGUGGUCAAAGAUAAAGAAGCUUUUCCACUGAGUGCUGAGAGCCAGAGAAUGAGGAAGAGAAGAGUCCAAUGA